Molecule: messenger RNA, 2043 nt
Organism: Anthostomella pinea
Lineage: Eukaryota; Fungi; Ascomycota; Sordariomycetes; Xylariales; Xylariaceae
Source: the annotation of a GenBank genome assembly
AUGGCGUCAGACUACAGAUAUACCGGCGCACUCGAGAUGCAACACCGAACGCGAAAAGAACGUCGAUUCGACGAGACCGAACACGAUCUACCCGACUUCUCGGGCACUAUAUCGCCAAUUACUUCGGUGUUGAGCACCAAGGACAAGAUCUACGACGUCCUCUCCUACCUGGGCCAGAAGAACCCCCUUCCGCGCCCGGUCACGUCCGAAGACACUGUAUGGCUGCUCGACAAUACCGCGUAUCGCAACGAGAAGACCGGGAAGUGGGAGGCCGAGUAUGUCGCAGCCGCAUUCUCGCAGCACUCAUCAUGUGCCGUCAUCGACGCUGUUAGUGCCAUCGCAAAGAAGAUCGAGCUGGAAGAGAGCGACCCAGCUUAUUCCACGAUUGAAGAGAGACUCCGACCUUUCGUCCAAGACAUCAAGCCCGGGACGCAGGUCAAGGCGCUCUACGCGGGGGAGAAAGCAAUGAAACUCGGGCCUGGAGGCAGAAACGGCAUCAGCAGUGACAUCCAGAAGUUGCCGGACAGCAAAGAUGGCGCGCUUCUUGUGCCUUCAUACGCCGAAGUUCCCAAGGGCGCCAAUGGCCUUCUCGAGAUGAAAACCUUCUACGCCAAGCCCGAGGGCUGGAGCGUCAUAUCUGACAUCGAUGAUACGAUCAAGGUCACGCAGACCAGUGAUCCCAUCGGUAUCCUACGAACAACCUUCUUCGACACCCCUCAAGUAAUCGCUGGAAUGCCAGAAUUGUACCGAUAUAUCCAGUCGCUGAUCAAGGACACUUCGCCAUGGUUUUACCUUUCCGCGUCGCCAUACAACCUGUACCCAUUCCUACGCGACUUUAGACAACGGAACUACCCUCAUGGCACCAUCGUCUUGCGCGACUCGAGCUUGAUGAGUAUCCCGGGGCUCUUGACGACACUUACGCUCGGAACAGAGGACUACAAAGUCGAUCGGAUGGAGAAGAUCAAUUCCUGGCUGCCUAAGAGGAAGAUGAUCUGUAUCGGUGACUCGACGCAGUCGGAUCCUGAAGCAUAUGGCGAAGUUUAUCGAAAGUAUCCCAAUUGGGUCAAAGUCAUCCUCAUUCGCAAAGUCGAGGAUAUUGCGGCCAUUGGGAUCGAGGCAAAGAACGAGCCUGAGCGCUUCGAGAAAGCAUUCAAGGGUGUGCCUCGCGAUGUGUGGCACGUAUUCACGAACCCAGCAGAAUGCAACCAGAUCAUUCAGCAGGCUCGCCAGAAGUCCUCCAAAGACGUGCCGUACGAGCUCCUCUACUGGCCGUCGAUCCCCGGCCGCGGCGAAUUCGUCCGUCUUGCUCUGGAAGAGGCCGGCGCCGAGUACACCGACACAGCACACAUGGAAAAGGGCAUCGACCAAGUCCUCGCGCAGAUCAGCGAGGAGAACACAGGCGACUUCAACAACCCGCCGCCCCUCGCCCCGCCCAUCCUUCGCCACGGCGACCUCGUCAUUAGCCAGACGCCCAAUAUCCUGCUCUACCUUGGCUCAUGCCUGGGCCUCGUCCCCUCGAGCGAAGACGACUCGGAUGGUGUAUACAGGGUCAAUGCGCUGGCGCUGACGGCGCUGGACGGGCUGAGUAACGAGGUCCACGACUGCCACCACCCCGUUGCGACGAGCCUGUACUACGAGGACCAGAAGGAGGAGGCUGUCAAGAAGAGCAAGGACUUCGUGCAGAACCGGCUGCCCAAGUUUCUGGGAUACUUCGAGCGCGUGUUGCAGAGCAGGGCGAGUGGUGACGGUCCGUGGCUCUACGGGGGACAGUUGACGUAUGCGGACUUGGUGUUGUUCCAGUGCAUUGAUGGAACCAAGUUCGCGUUCCGAAAGGCCAUGGCUGCUGCCGAGUAUUCGGGCAAGUACGUCCACGUCUUUCAGCUGUACGAUGCCGUCAAGGAGAGGCCCAAGAUCCAGGAGUACCUCGCCAGUGAUCGGAGACAGGACUACUCGAUGGGCAUCUACCGGUACUAUCCUGAGCUCGAUUUGGAGGACGAUAAGGUUCCUGCGACCACGGCGGGAGUGCACGCGGUGGGGGCUUGA